Adineta ricciae is the source of this 1260-nucleotide messenger RNA. The record is from the annotation of a GenBank genome assembly. NCBI's taxonomy places the organism in Eukaryota, Metazoa, Rotifera, Eurotatoria, Adinetida, Adinetidae.
AUGACGGACGAAUACCUUCCAGCCUUAGAUCUGGGCGAAGUAAAUGGUGAGGUUGAAGAAAGGGAACCAUCAGUGACUAAUAAAGAUGACCAGGAAACAUCAAUUGUUAAUGAAAACGGUUACGAGUCGGAAUGUAGCUCAAGUUCACGUAGUGAACACGACAUAGCAUCCGCAGCUUUGGAAGUGGAAGCAGAUGCAUUUACAAGAUUUAUCGAGCGACAACGUAUGGAAGUCAUGUUUGAAUUACGCCGUUUACGUUUAGGCGAACGGCCAGUAACAGGUCAACCUAAUCGAGAACGGAUCGAGACAUUUCUCAAUAAUAUUCAAGACCAUCAACAAGAUGCUCGAGUACCAGCUGAACGACCGCCAGUGCCUAGUGCACGUAUAGCUGAUAUCAAUUCAUUAGCAGAUCGUCGUUGUGUUUCGCUUGCUUUGAGUAGUGCUGCAUUUCGGCAAGAUCUGGAAAAUGCUGUGCGCCAGUCUAUUCGCACAGUUCCAACUCCAGUUGUUGUUCAACAACAGCCGCGUCCACAAGUUGCGCCAACUGGUCCUGUUCAACAGCCACGUUCACAGGUGACACCAAUUGUCCCUUCAACCCCUACACCACAAGUUCAACCUUCUCAUAAUACACUCAACGUUGAAAGACGCGAGCGAGAAAUCGAUGCUUGGCAAGCUAUUACUCAAAUGCAACGUGAGCGAAUUAUUGUCGAAAUUAGUGACUUAGUCCAUCGCCAAUUGGUGACAAGUGCUCUAGAGAGUGACUUUCGUCGACAUUUAGAACAAAAUGUCCUGAAUCAUAUUGCGCGCGAUGCACCUGCUCCGCAAGAACAAUUGACAAUGCCACAAGUUGCUCCGCAGCUUCGAACAACUGCUACAGCUGCUGUCGCACAAGCUUCUGCUUCAAAUAUCGAUGCAUUAUCUACUCGUCUUGAUUCUAUGCAACAAAUGCUUCAAAUGAUGUUCACUAUGCAAAUGGACAUGCAACGAUCAUUACGUCAAGAAGUCGCCAGUGCUUUAGCUCAGCAGACUACUACAACAACGAAUGCAUCAACUGAACCUAUGGCUUCGGGUCGCUGUACAAUUUGUUUAACUGCUACUGCUGACACUGUUCUUUAUCGUUGCGGCCAUCUUUGCGUUUGUUAUAUGUGUGGAUUACAGCUGCAACAACAAGCAUCCGUUCAUGGCAUUAAAUGUCCUGUAUGUCGAGCUCCAGUCGACGAUAUUCUUCGUGUGUACCGAAGUGGUCGUGAUGGAGAAUAA